GCCGGCCGCACCGGAAGUGGCGACUGGGCGGCGCGCAUGGCGGCGGCGAUGGCGGCGGCCGGCUGCGCGGGGGCCGGGGCGUCCCGCUCCCUCUCCCGCUUCCGAGGCUGCCUGGCCGGCGCGCUGCUCGGGGACUGCGUGGGCGCCGUGUACGAGGCGCACGACACCGUCCCCCUGACGUCAGUGCUGCGUCACGUGCAGAGCCUGGAGCCCGAGCCGGGCUCGCCGGGCAGCGCGCGGACAGAAGCUUUGUGCUACACAGACGACACAGCCAUGGCCAGGGCCCUGGUGCAGUCCCUGCUGGCCAAGGAGGCCUUCGACGAGGUGGACAUGGCUCACAGAUUUGCUCAGGAGUACAAAAAAGACCCUGACCGGGGCUAUGGCGCCGGGGUCAUCACCGUCUUCAAGAAGCUCCUGAGCCCCAAGUGUCGAGAUGUCUUCGAGCCCGCGCGCGCCCAGUUCAACGGCAAAGGCUCCUAUGGCAACGGGGGUGCCAUGCGGGUGGCCGGCAUCUCCCUGGCCUACAGCAGCAUCCAGGACGUGCAGAAGUUUGCCCGGCUGUCGGCCCAGCUGACCCACGCCUCCUCCCUGGGCUACAACGGCGCCGUCCUGCAGGCUCUGGCCGUGCACCUGGCCCUGCAGGGCGAGUUGUCCAGCGAGCGCUUCCUGGAGCAGCUGCUGGGCCACAUGGAGGAGCUGGAGAGCGACACCCAGUCCAUCUCGGACGCCAGGGACCUGGGCAUGGAGGAGCGCCCCUACUCCAGCCGCCUGAAGAAGGUCGGGGAGCUGCUCGAGCAGGCCUCAGUGACCAGAGAGGAUGUGGUGUCCGAGCUAGGGAACGGCAUUGCUGCCUUCGAGUCGGUGCCCACCGCCAUCUACUGCUUCCUGCGCUGCAUGGCGCCCGACCCCGAGAUCCCGCCCACCUUCAACAGCCUGCAGAGGACACUCGUCUACUCCAUCUCCCUCGGUGGGGACACAGACACCAUCGCCACCAUGGCCGGGGCCAUUGCUGGGGCCUACUACGGCCUGGAGCAAAUCCCAGAGAGCUGGCAGCAGAGCUGUGAGGGCUAUGAGGAGACAGAUGUCCUGGCCCAGAGCCUGCACCGGGUCUUCCAGAAAAGUGUGUGAAGGCCACUGUCACUGGGGCCUCCCGGUCUCCAGCAGGACCAAGUACUGCUCUGUCGGCAGCCCUGGCAUCGUGGGGGCUCAGCUCCCCGCCCCUGUCUUCCUUCAGCUGCCUGGUGC
This is a messenger RNA of Sorex fumeus (smoky shrew), 1245 nucleotides long. RefSeq names its product ADP-ribosylserine hydrolase (gene ADPRS). Gene Ontology annotation, cellular component: mitochondrion; nucleus. NCBI's taxonomy places the organism in Eukaryota, Metazoa, Chordata, Mammalia, Eulipotyphla, Soricidae. The record is from RefSeq and is a predicted model, not a curated record. The coding region runs from base 37 to 1128 and encodes 363 amino acids. The transcript has 6 exons.